GCGCAGUUCCUGGUUUUUUCAUUCUUUAGCUUUCAGUCGAUCGUUGGUGUUUUUCCUUUACUCCGGCUACCCGGCUGCCAUCCGGUGACUUCUCAGGAUCCCACACUGAAACACACACACUGCCCCAGUUUCUCUAUUUUGAGAUUUCACUUCAAGACCUGAGUGUGCUGCCCUGUGUUGGGAAAACAGAUCUUGUGCCAACGGUUCCCCCCAGAGAAGCCAGUGGCGUGCGUAUGUCAUCAGUUUCCUGCGUGUGCUUGUGGGUCUGGUAACACAGAACAGGAAGACAGACGCGCAGAGACGUCUGAACUAAGAGAGGAAACUGCUGUGGCUUCUUCAUCAGCCUCAGAAUGACUGAGUUCUGGGUUUGUUUCAGCUGCUGCAUUGCAGAGCAGCCACAACCUAAACGGCGGCGACGGAUCGAUCGCUCCAUGAUCGGAGAGCCAACAAACUUUGUUCACACCACACACGUAGGCUCGGGGGACAUGGGCCUGGGAUUGGCAUCAGUGGAUCUUGUUCAGGCCCAGAUGAAAUCUAAAGGGGGCUACGCGCAUGGAGGGUCUGAAGGUUCUCAGUUAUAACAAGCCCUUCACAGUCUUGUGGAAACUACUGUCGUUGAUAUGAGGAAGCGUUUUCAAAAAGCAGUUCUGUCUGUAAUGGACACAGGACCAAAAGAUGAAACUACUGCUUUUCCAUAAUGUUGUAUAUAUUUUUAUUUUCCAUUCUUUUUUUUUUUGUUUUUUUUAAAUGAAAGCACUGCUAUCCAUUUGCUGCCAUACUGUUGCACUGUAAAGAGUAACUGUUAAGAGUAGAUAAGAGGGUUUAGAGAGCUCAUUAGUCUCAGUCAGAUGUAUGCUUGUGUGUAUGCAUGAGGAAAAUAUUUUCAAAAAUAUUUGCUGUAGUAGCCCAUUUGGAUGCCUGUAUUUAUUAUCUGAUUUGUAAACGGACCUCAUGGUGGCUGGGCCACGCUGGAGAUGUGGAACAUUCAGAUUCCUUCUUUACUCUCAGAGGUUUAUCAAAGGACAGGUAGCAGGUAGCAAGGCAAAAAGUGACAAGUUCAUUGUUUUACUCUGAAAAAUACUCACGGUUCUCUGAGUUGCUUUCAGGGUUGAAGAUUGCUGUUUUGUAAUAAACUUGAAAUGAGUAGAGUACACUGGACCAUACAUUGUACACUCACACUUGCUUAGAAAUUUCGCAUUGAUUUCAACUGUUUUUUUUUUAAAUAUAUAUAUUCAUUUAGAUUGAACCAUAUAGAAUUUUAAUAAACUAUGGACUUCCUAAUCUGUCUUCUGAAGUCAUGUUCAUUAUUUGUUUUACUAGUGUAAUUUGUAGCUUAGUGCUUUCAAAAAGAUUCAUAUUUUUAUAUGCAUUUUUUUUUCUUUUCAGAGCUUGUAGAUAAAGAGAUAAACUUGGGAAGUAACCAAAUUACCACUGCAAACACUGUCACAAAUGUGGGUCAGGUUUUGAUACAGUCAUUUACCUACUAUAUGUCCAUCAUAUCCCACCUGAUUAGCUGUAACUGCUGUUCCUUUUGGCCUGGACAGUUAGUGUUACAUAACGUGUCUGGUCAUGACUUCUUGGACGAAAAUCAUUUUUCACUUCUUGUUUGUUCUUGUUCCUCUGCUGGUCUGAAUAGUUGCACGUUUUUUUUUUUUUUGACAACUCAGAUGCUGGUUAGCUUUAAGUUGACAGAGGCUCUUAAAUGGCAUUUAUUUGAAUCUGGCCCACCUCUGCGGUAGUGUUUGUGAUUCCAUUGCUUCAGUAUUAAAAGAUAUUUUCAUGUCAUGUCAACAUUAUUUUGUCAAAAACAUUUGUCAUGAAACAUUGAUAAAAAAAAUUCAUCUGACCCACUAUGAACAUUCAGUUAAGUUAUUCCCAGUUUUUCUAUUUGUGCAAAUGUUUACCCACCUUUUUCAAGCAGAUAGGAUUUUUUUUUAAAUACACGUUUCUUCUGUUUGCGGAUAAAGAAAUGCAGCUCUUAAUUCCAGAUUCCUUUGGUUAUCAAAUGCACCAUUACCACUGGUACAUCUGUCGUUUCCUAGUAUUAUCAUAUUUCUGAACCAGACUCCAUUGAAAAUAUCAUUAAAUCAGAAAGGUCUAAAGUGUCAAGCAAACCAGCGGACCUCGAUCAAUACAUGUGAUUGUCUGUCCUCCACGUGCAUCCUAUGAUUGUAUUAUGAAGUCGAACAAAAGUCUGUGUAAAUUGGUGUUAAAUUAGUGCUAUUGUAAACUAUUCGUGAUACGAGAAUGAAAUCUUUGGUGUUGGUACCCGACAACGUAAAAUAUCAGAUAAUAAAAAAAAAGACACCUCAUUUAUUUAGUCACAUUUGUAAUAUCUUAUCAUUUAUAGCCUUAAAAUUGCUGGUAACCACUUUCCCAAUUUUCACUGACAGAUUUAAUAAUGUGGUUCAUCAGGCUAACACACUCUCACAGAGAUCUAAUGUUUUUGUUUAAAUGUUUCUGUAGUAAUUCCUGUGUAGAAAGAGAUCCACACGUGUGUAGACUAGUUUGUGUUUUGUUUUUUCCAGCUCCAGGUUAAAUGCUGUAGUAUUAUAUGUGCAGACAUACUGGGAUUGCAGUAUAUUAUGUGACCAGCAGGCUGUGUUGGUGGACUGGUUGAAUGUGACUUUAAAAACUUUGUUUCCUUUUGGGAUUCCUGUCACAGGACUUUUAUGAUGAUAAUACUGUAAAUACGUAACAUAAAAGUAAUAGCUUCAUGGUUUAUAUGUAUUCAGGGUAAUACAUAUUCUUUCCUGUAUAACAUUACAGGGAAGGUAAGGUUGCAGCAGUGUUUUUUUUUUUUCCUGAGGAUCUGCCUGAUAAUGUAGUUCCCACUUUGAGGGACAUUCAUCUGUCUGCAUUUUUCAGAAUAAACACUGAGAAAUAAAUGUUAUCUGUUAACGUUUCAA
This is a messenger RNA of Toxotes jaculatrix (banded archerfish), 2909 nucleotides long. It is a transcript of the gene cdc42se2, whose product is annotated as CDC42 small effector 2. The record is from RefSeq and is a predicted model, not a curated record. Gene Ontology annotation, cellular component: plasma membrane. Gene Ontology annotation, molecular function: small GTPase binding. NCBI's taxonomy places the organism in Eukaryota, Metazoa, Chordata, Actinopteri, Toxotidae. Gene Ontology annotation, biological process: regulation of Rho protein signal transduction. The transcript is spliced from 6 exons. Bases 351 to 581 code for a protein of 76 amino acids.